This is a messenger RNA of Sclerotinia trifoliorum, 3948 nucleotides long. Lineage: Eukaryota; Fungi; Ascomycota; Leotiomycetes; Helotiales; Sclerotiniaceae. The record is from the annotation of a GenBank genome assembly.
UAUCCAAACGAAGCUAUUAAUAAAUAGCAAGGAUCGACUUCGGAGUGCGGAAACUUUCAUUUCCUACCUCAAUCCAAUCUUCUGUUGAAAACAAACAAACGACAGCCCAUUUCCUUCACCCACAAUCCUUUUGAGGAACUUUUGUCAUUUUGCUACAAGAUUGAUAUCUCAUACUAUGUACGGUUGAAAUGAUAGGUGAAACCUUUAAUAUUUAUGCCUCUUUGCCUGAUCCAUUCAUUCACUGUUUCCUCGCCUUUCUACAUGUUGCUAUAAGCGACCAGGAGGCUUUCUGAUAUUGACAAACCUCCUCGCCUCUUUUGUUUCUGAUGCGUAACCUGCUCGCUCUCGCUGGCACAAGAAAAUUCCACAUUGAAACUAUCAGGAAUACGCAUUUGCACUCGGUUUCUAUAUGCUACAGCCAUGUCCGACUCGGAGAUAGAUGAAGACUUAAAGAGAGCUAUUGCUUUAUCUUUGAAACAACCUUCACCGCCGACAAUCCGUAAAAGGGAGCUCAUCGAUCUCACUAUUUCAGAUGACGACGAUGACCUUGAUGCGCCUGUCACGACACGUUUCCGAUUCUCACAACUUAAUCCCGUUCCUAAUACAAGUACGGAUGCCAAACCGAACACCAAUUUUCAAGGUGAGCGUAGUUCGUACACCGAAGAAUGUUUAACAUAUCAUCCUGAUACUGACUCUGCCUGUAGUGUCCAGCCAGUCAAGCAACACACUCUUUAAUGGCUUGAAUCGUAAGCAGAUGGAGGAAGAACGCAUAGCAAGAACUCAACAGAGGGGCAAGGCACCAGAUGCCAUCUCUAAGAAAAGAAAGGCACCGGUCUCCUCCCCGACAUCUUCACUCAGUGAAGGCCGUCGGUCAAAAUUCUCUCGACCAGAAUCGAUAGCCUGCAACGAGACAAUCGAACGCCACCAGAAAAAGUCUACAGAUCGGAGCCGCAUGGGCCAAGGCAUGAACAACGUACUCGAUGAUUUAUCCAACGGAUUUGCAGAACCAGACUCAGAGCCUGCCAUCGGAAGUUCCGACAUCUCUCAGAUGCUACCUAAACAUAGGCCACGAGGUAAGGUCUCAGAGGUUGGUGUGCAAUUUCCUUACGGGGUUGUAAAAAAAACCUUCGCUCAUGGGUAUCCGCGAGAGGAUGACAUCAACAUUGAAGAGGUACUCCAACAUUCAACCCUUGAACAUGCUGUAAUGAGCGCCUUUCAAAUAGAACCUGAUUGGAUUGCAUCGAAGAUUUUACCAACUACAAAGGUUACUUGGGUCUUACAAGCAAAAUCCGAAGCCGAAGUAAGUAAAAAUGUUCUGAUUUAUCUUCAUUUGAUACCGGGAAACCUUCCUUGGUAUCCUUUCCCAGCGUGUUUAUCUUCUCUUCUCUCAACCCAAACCUGUAACAGUAUCGAUGUGGUCGCGUUACGUUGUACACAAUUCUCCCAUUGUACAACGAACCUAAACAGAAUAGUUACUUUAACAAAAAAGACAGAGUGCAUGCGAGGACAUCAAAUGAGCUCGGAAUUUCUGCGUCAUAAGACCAACCACAAUCGGUCGGCGCUACUCUGGAUUGGAUCGAGGUACUAGAAACUGCUUGGUGCUCGUCUAGGACUCAUCCCGACAUUGCGAAGAAUUCAUGCAAUUCCAUGGCAUCUUCAAUGGUUCUACCCUGCAUCCCAAUAGCAGUCUGUCGGUCCGUACACUACGUUCAUGCUGUAUAUUGAAUUUCACUUUCAAUAUUGGAUUUCUUCUUUGGAACAUUCAGUCCGCAAAGUUCUUAAGUUGUCGAAUAUUAAAGACUACCAGGUCUGAGCGGCAGCUGGAAAAAGAUUCCGGCAUCAAGACCACCAGUAUUCCAAUUAUUGUCACUCUCUGCGAAUCAUUGGGGUGGAAAAUAAGCACUCUGCUUCAAGUACCAUGUUGGCUAAUAAUUCUUAGAAACUGAACUGGAAAUCAUCGGCGGCAGACAAUUAUCGAUUUUGCUUUCCCCCUAUGGAUGGCAACGUUAAUCUAAUGCAUUCAAAACUCCAACUCUUGGGGCAUCCUACGCAUUUACGACUAGUCAUACCCUCGGCAAAUUUGACGCCAUACGAUUGGGGAGAGAGCGGUGGGAUCAUGGAAAAUGUGAGCGGCUCACUGUCAUCUUAGAACUGCACUAACACAGGAUGAUGAGGUCGUAUUCUUGAUUGAUCUCCCACGGUUGCCGAAUGGCAAGAGUGUUUCUGACGACCAUUUUACACCAUUCGCGAAGGAACUGCUGCACUUUCUUGAAGCCAUGACAUUACCGCCUAAGAUGAUUGCGAGUUUCAGAAGUUUCGACUACUCUAAUACGGCUCAUCUGGCACUUAUACAUUCCAUGUGUGUUGAUUCCAGAAUCCUUCAAUAUCAAUCACAUCUAAUCCCGAUCAGUGGAGGGUCUCACUCUGGUGCGGAAUUGCUACGAACCGGCUAUCCGGGACUUGGCAGAUCUGUAAGCAGCCUUGGGCUGGAGACGGACAAACCUUUGGAGGUUGACAUUGUAGUAAGCUACUCAUUCAACAAGAUAUAACGUUACUAUUGGAUACUAACCUGAACAGACAGCGUCUAUCGGUAACCUCGAUGACCGAUUUCUCGGAACAAUAUAUCUAGCAGCACAAGGUAAGCAAUGCCAUUAUGACAACUGCAUCAUUUCCGAACUUUCCCCACAGGAACCCUGCGAGUCUUGUUAUCCGCGUGAUAAGGCAGGUUAUAAAUCAAAGUCCGGGUUCUUAUACGAGCACACAAUUUUGUCUGGUCGUUUUUUUCCUCCGCUAAACGGGGCUGAAUCAUGACAUGUGUGUACUAGGCGAUAAUGGAUACAAGGAAUACAAGUGGAGAACCGAAAAGUCCACAAGGUGCAAAACGGACACUGUGAUGGAGAGACAGCUCUCCGAAGAAAUUGGACGCGGCCUCCGCGUGUAUUUUCCUAGGUAUAUUUAUCAACCCUGCAUUUCAGAAAUGGACACUAAAUACCCAUAUACAGCAAGCAAACAGUUGCAGAAAGCAAGGGUGGUACAAAUGUAUGGAAACUCCAAUGAUCAUGCCGCGAUAAGGAUUUUAAAUGUUAUUCACUGACUCUGCGAUUCACAGGCUGCUGGCACGAUUUGUUUUCGAUCGAAAUGGUACGAUGCAAGUAGUUUCCCAAGACACCUCAUGCGCGACUGUCACAGUCGUAGGAAAGGAUUAUUGAUGCACAACAAAAUGAUAUUCGUGAGAUCUCAAAAGAGCCAACCAAAUCCACGACCUAUCGCAUGGGCAUAUGUUGGAAGCGCAAAUCUUUCCGAAAGUGCAUGGCAAGUCUUUUCUGUUUCCACACUAUAAUUUCCUCCCUUUCAGAUUUUUCUACGUAUAGCAAGAUAAUACCCCCCAGCGCGAACUGCCAGCUAACGUAAACCAAUAAAGGGGCCGCAUGGUGAAGGACCGGGUAACAAAAGAGUCUAAGUUGAAUUGCAGAAAUUGGGAAUGCGGUGUUUUGUUUUCCGUUCCCUUCACCGAUCUGGAUACAUCAGCUGCUGUCACUAAAGCGGGCAUACCGUCCAUGGAUGCAUUUGAUGGGUCCAUCCCCGUGCCCAUGGUUUUCCCGGGCAAUAUGUAUGGAUCGAAACGUCCCUGGUAUUACGACGAAAGUCCUUAAUCAAGUCAAUCUUCCGGUGCGAUUUUUUCCCUAAUGGAGCUUUCCGAAUGUCAAGCCUAAGGUGGAAUCCGUAGAUGGAGGAUAACCUCCUAUAGCGUGCGCUGGCGUUGUAGAAAGAUCUUGGUUUCGACUGCGGUAUGCCGUGUGCCACGUGCCGUUGGGUGUUAGAAAUUGCUCGAUAUAACUCUUUUAUGAUAAGCAUACAGUUAGUUCAAUGUGCAGAUCUGCAGAAAGCAACAGCCAUAACCGCUGGGGAUCAAGGUUUCAUGAAACGUGUUUGUAGGGUAGUGUCAAU